Messenger RNA from Penicillium macrosclerotiorum, 261 nucleotides. RefSeq lists its product as uncharacterized. The record is from RefSeq and is a predicted model, not a curated record. Bases 1 to 261 code for a protein of 86 amino acids. NCBI's taxonomy places the organism in Eukaryota, Fungi, Ascomycota, Eurotiomycetes, Eurotiales, Aspergillaceae. The transcript is spliced from 2 exons.
AUGUCGAAAUCCGCCAAGCAACAAGCGGAAGCCCAGGGACAAGCUGAUGUGUGGGAUGAGGACGUCGAUGAGGACCAAUCUAUGAGACCUGGUCCGCAAUCCAGCUACCUGAAUUCUUCUCAGAAUGAGAUUUCCGAAUACGACAUUGAGGGUAUGGAUCAGUCCAAUAUUCUGAAAGGCGAUAAGUUGCGCCACGCGCAGCCACAGUCGGCCAACAGGUACAAUGAGGGGCCGGAUGAAGACGAUCUGCCUGAAAGAUAA